AUGUCUUCACUCGACAACAACAACAACAACAGUGAUCAACAAAUGACACAAUUUUGUCAUCAAUUACAAGAAAUGCUGAGUCAGACGCAGUCAUUGCACGACACGAUUGACAAACUAAAGAUUGAAUCGGCACUCAUGGCUCUUGAAGUAUCCACAAAAAUAGAUCCAAUUGAUGCCAUAACCGACUUCAUCGAUAUGAAGACAAUCGAUUCCCGUGUUUUAAUCGAUGAUAACAAUUGUGAACAACAAAUGGACACAAAUGAAUGUCAAUCGAUACCAUCGGAUCCCAAAUCAAUGAUUUGAAUGUUAAUUCAAUUUACUCAUUAAUUUAUUAUUUUUUGUAAAUAUUUGUUCAAUGAUUUCAAUAAUUAUU
This is a messenger RNA of Oppia nitens, 373 nucleotides long. RefSeq lists its product as uncharacterized. The record is from RefSeq and is a predicted model, not a curated record. The transcript is spliced from 2 exons. The coding region runs from base 1 to 303 and encodes 100 amino acids. Lineage: Eukaryota; Metazoa; Arthropoda; Arachnida; Sarcoptiformes; Oppiidae.